ACCGAUCUAACAACGCCGCGUAUUAACACCUCAAAAUGGCGUCUGCUCUAUUGUUGUUUGCAGUGCUGUUUCUAGGUACUGUAGACUCAAAUAACCUGAAGAGAAGAAAGAAUGGGAAAGACCAAUGGAACGAAUGUCCCAAUAUUGAAGGGUUCUUCAGCUAUGAUUCUAACUCACCAUGCGGCCCCCAGCACUGGCAUAAACGAUACCCAUUAUGUGGAGCCGACAAACAAAGUCCUAUCAAUAUCGACACUGACAAAACUAGGUGUGAAGACGACGGACGAGUCCACUACAGACACUCUGGAGAAGUUGGAGGAAUAUUUGAAAAUAACGGUCGCGCGCCUAACUUCGUUGUGAAAAAAGAUCACUUGAGAAAUAUACUAAUUCUGGGUGAUGACGAAGAUAAUGAUAACGGUGAUAAUACCGGAUAUGUUUUUAAAGAACUACAUUUCCAUAUCGGGGCGAGCGGAUCUUCCUAUGGAUCAGAACAUACUGUUAACAAUCAAGGGUACAAAGGAGAGAUACACAUGGUACACGAGAAACUGAAGGGAGGAAACAACAAAAAGGACACCGACGACAAGAAGGACAAAGAUGACAAAAACGAAAAUGGUGGUCAACAGGACACCCUUGUUUUAGGAAGGUUCUUUAAUGUAAUUGAGGAGUGUUGCAGUUAUGCAGAUAAAUUGAUUUCAAGAUACAUAACCAAAAUCCCGAAUUAUAUGGACGAGACAGAGGCGCAUGUCAAGCCAAGCCGGAUGUUACCCCGGGAUGGGAAAUUUUAUACGUACGUUGGCUCUAGCACAACACCCGUGUGUAAACUGGAUGUUCUGUGGACUUUGUUCAAGACUCCUACCACUGUCUGUGAGACGAAUUUUAAGGUUCUGAUGGAUUUAGAAACAUGGGAAGCUGGGAAUCCUCCACGGAGCAAAUUCGGAAAUAAUCGUCCAAUCCAACGCUUCGAUGUUGGUGACGUCAGAACAAACUUCGGAAAGAGGUGCAGAGACAAUUAGAAGUCAGAUUGAAUCUUUUACACUAAAUUUUCAACUUUGUCCUGUGAUAUGUAUUUAGGAUUUUAUUUCAAGACAGUAAAAACAAUUGCCUUUCUUCCAAUUCAAGCUUGUUUCCUUUACAUGAUACCUAAAAUUAUCUGUGAAGGAUAUAAUUUUGGUUAAAUAGAAAACUAUAGAAUAUGUUACAAUAUAUUGAGGACAUCUAUCAACUUUUAAAAUCUGUUUUAAAUACUUAGAAUUGUUGUCACGAUGUCUGUAUUUUGAAUAUAAAGGAAAACACAUUUAUACUAACUGGCGUCGAGUUUUUAUACUGUUAUGAACUAUUUUCUUCCUUCAGACGCUUUUCUCUUUAAUAUCAUAAUAAACUUAGAUAUUUCAUUGUCA
Pecten maximus is the source of this 1394-nucleotide messenger RNA. RefSeq names its product carbonic anhydrase 2-like. The record is from RefSeq and is a predicted model, not a curated record. Gene Ontology annotation, molecular function: carbonate dehydratase activity; zinc ion binding. Bases 36 to 1010 code for a protein of 324 amino acids. NCBI's taxonomy places the organism in Eukaryota, Metazoa, Mollusca, Bivalvia, Pectinida, Pectinidae. The transcript is spliced from 7 exons.